Messenger RNA from Trichoplusia ni (cabbage looper), 2775 nucleotides. RefSeq lists its product as uncharacterized. The record is from RefSeq and is a predicted model, not a curated record. Bases 1328 to 2065 code for a protein of 245 amino acids. NCBI's taxonomy places the organism in Eukaryota, Metazoa, Arthropoda, Insecta, Lepidoptera, Noctuidae. The transcript has 2 exons.
UGAUUAUUAUAUAGAAAUAACUAUGAAAUAUUCGCGUUACAACUUUUGGAAAGUGGCCAUUUCACGAGGUUUACUUUGUCAACAUAUUUCCUUUAUUUCUGUCAUAGCAAUUAAAGGUAGGGCAAAAGUAAUUAAUUACUUUCAGGAGCCAAUUAAUUUCACUUACCUAUAAAAAACUGAAUUUCUAUAAAUUUGAACGAAUCGUGGUGAGAUGACAAGACGCCUACUUAACCUUAAAGUCUUUAAUAUUUAAAUAACUUUAAUCCGUGACUGCAUUCAUCAAUGAAUCUUAAGACAAUUUUCAUUAGUAGACGCAACAAAAUUUUAUAAAAAAUAUUGUAUGCGAGUUCCCCAUUGUUCUUUCUGUUAGUGUCGUGUAAUGAUUGCACAUGCUUACAAUUUAGCUAUGUAAUAUAUUAUGACGAUUGACAGGAAUGUCGGUCAUUGGCAAAUUGAGUUUAACAGAUUUAUUUAAUCGGAAAGUAAUAAAAAUUACAUGCAAUGUUGCAAGAUAAACCGAUUUAAAUUCGAAAUCGAUUUCAAUGUUCUUGGCUGAGAAGAUAGCACUAGGCCUGUCGGGUCAGCUCUUAAAUACAUAACAAACUGCUCGCGCCAUCCACAACCAAUCCGUUGUUGCCGUAACUAAUAUGGGUUUAUAUAAUGUUUUGUUUUGUGAUCACACUUACUACUCUCAUAAAAUACUGAAAAACUAAUUACAAGUAUAUUGCGUAUGGUUUUAAUUAAUGUCCCCAGUACACCGAUUAAAGUUCGCCAGUUCUGCAGCCGAAUGCAAGCGGCCUACACUAUAUUCACAUAACGUUUACAAUAGAAUUGCAUAGUAUAUUGAGUAUUGUAAUGUUAGAGAUACUCGCUGGUGCACCAUGUUGUUAGUGUUGUUACCGAUAAUGCUGUGUUAGUGUCGACGAUCACUCAGUUUACGUACUUUUUCUAACGCUUCUUGGUCAAUUUUACGACCUCUCAAGCUACUCUUCAAACAUUUGAGGCGGGUAAUUACUGUGUUUACUUCGGAUUUAAUUUCCGACUAUUUGUAGGUAACAGCGUUGUUCCUAAGGACGUUCAAGAGAACUUCAUCAGUCUGCGCGAUCGCGACUUCGUGGGCGAGGACAAGCGGCUGCGCGCGGCGCUGAGCCGGCGCCUGGUGCUGAUACAGAGCGGGGACAACAGCUCCGAGCUGCUGCGGCCCGACUCCAUCGGGGACAGGUUCGAGCGCUACAGCAACGUCGAGACGGACCUACAGCUGGACCCAGAUUAUCUUGAGCUUAUUCAUACCAGGAAAAUACCUAAUAAUCUAAGAUUCAACGUGAGUAUGGAUUAUGCGGAGCUGUUUAACUUCAGGCUAGACCCUGACGGCGCGUUUCUAGCCUCGUAUGGCGGCGACACGACAAACCUGACCGACGUCCUCGCUGACUUAAGUAGGUUAAGCAACCUGACAGGCGCUGGGCUUAUCGACUCCUACAACUUCAGCGGCCUCGGAGACCAUCUGCCUGGCGCGCUCGCCGGCAACGGUUCCCACAACCUCACUGCUGGGCGCCGAGCUGAACCUAGCUACUGGACGCAUUCAGAAAUAGACUCGAAUCUACAUGUAUUAGAAAUUAUGAAGCAAAAUAUUUACAUGAUUCAGGAACGACUGAGGGAUCUCGAACCCAUCAUUAAAAAAAACGAGGAAGACGUUAGAUUCCGAAUAGCGUACGUCUUCAACACGAUUGACGAGUGGUUGAAAGAUAUAAGAACCAUUUACUAUGCAAUGUCCAGGGUCCGCUAUUACAAGUGGCGCGUGAAGAAGCACCUUCUGUACUACGAGCACGUCCUGAGAAAGAACAUAGACAUCACGUACAGCGUGGAGCUCGUCAUCCACAUGCACGUCAACUUCAUGGCCAGGAUGAACGAGAUCGUUCCGGCCGAGCAGCGCAAGGCCCUCAAGGAGAUGAACAAACAGAAGGACGCCAUGGCAAAACUCAAUCAGAGCACCAUAGACAUGAUUAAGAGGAACCAAUCCGGUCAGAAACCUGGGCGACGGACACUCACCAGACUGCCGCAGUCAUAGUGUUUCUCGCAGGAUACUUAUCUACUGUAGAUUGAAAUGUUGAAAAACUAGGACACUUUUUAUCGAUUUGUCCUCAUAAUUUUGCGUUAUGUAAAAUAAACUAUCUACCGCGCUAAAAAGCCAUUUUAAUUUUUUGUUCAAAAUUUAUAUUUUACAAACGGCAAUACAUUUUUGUACAUAAUAUGACAUAUUAUAUAUGUUAUGGACCAAGUGAUAAAUUGAGCAGUAUACAUAGUGUCCGGUCAUUUUGAAAAAUGCCCAAUAUGAGAGUGCAAUUUGAUAAAAAUUAUUCAAAUAAUCAAAUUGACCGGGCACUAUACCUACUGCACAUCACCUUGUAAGCAAAGAAAUACAAACAUAUUUAAUUACUAUUGUUUUAUGGGUAGCAAUAAAACGAGUGACUGUAAAUUACAAUUUCAAGUGUCAAAAUAAAUAUUAAGUGAGCGAUUUACUGUAAAUGACGAGAAAUCAACAGAACAGUAUGGAAAUCGAAAUACGAGUCUUUUUUUUUCGUAAGAGAUCGCAGUUUUAACCUAACCUAACCUAGUAUUAAAAUAUUAUAGGUUUUAGAUUACAUUUUAAUAUUAGGUUAUUUUACUUAAAUAAUCAGACUCAUUAUUUGGAAUAAUUACGAAGGACUUCUACCUUAAAAAUCCACUAGUUAUGAAGAAAUUUAAAUACAAAAGUAUUUAAAACUUGAGGAAAGUCAU